AUGAGUGGAACAGUGACUGAAACUUUGGUUCCCGGGAAAUUCUUGUGUGUAAUGGUUCAUUUGCUACUUAUCAUAGUGAUUUAUUAUCUGAGAGACAAUAAUAUUUACGCGGGCGUGAAAUCAACAGUAGCAUCUGAUGACGAUGACUACAAAUCUGCUGAAGCUGUUCUUUUAGUUUCUCUCGCAUUUACAACUAUUUGUUUGGCAUUUGAAUUGAUAAUUAUUGUAAUUGGGCUGACUAUUUAUUUUGACACUUUGAGCGCGACGUCAAUAUUUCUUCAUGCCCUUGGGAUUUUAUUUUCUAUUUGGUUUGUUCUCUUGUAUUGGCCUUAUUGGAUAUAUUGAUACAUUUGGCUUUUUACCUCUUUUAUUCCUUUUUUCUUUGAAUUCAUGACGGUUCUUACUGCAAGAAUUUUCUUCUUAUAUGCCAAAAUAUAUUAAUUUUCAUAUAUUUUGAUAAGUAAAAAUACUAAUUUUUAUAUAAAAAUCAGUAUUUUAUAGUAAAAUUCUGCUUAGCCUAGUAUACAAAUAUUAA
This is a messenger RNA of Blepharisma stoltei, 535 nucleotides long. The record is from the annotation of a GenBank genome assembly. Lineage: Eukaryota; Ciliophora; Heterotrichea; Heterotrichida; Blepharismidae.